Molecule: messenger RNA, 1432 nt
Organism: Morus notabilis
Lineage: Eukaryota; Viridiplantae; Streptophyta; Magnoliopsida; Rosales; Moraceae
Product: alcohol dehydrogenase 1
Exons: 10
Coding region: 76-1254 (392 amino acids)
Biological process (GO): formaldehyde catabolic process
Cellular component (GO): cytosol
Molecular function (GO): S-(hydroxymethyl)glutathione dehydrogenase [NAD(P)+] activity; zinc ion binding
Source: RefSeq, a predicted model, not a curated record
CUUACAAGAAUCAAAACAUCAAAAUUCGAUUGGUUUAUUUGAAGUGAACAAGUUUAUUAAUUAAUACAAGUCGUAAUGACUGCUACAGCUGGUCAGGUCAUCAAGUGCAGAGCUGCGGUUGCGUGGGAAGCAGGGAAGCCACUGGUGAUUGAGGAAGUGGAGGUGGCACCGCCACAGGCUAAUGAAGUACGCUUGAAGAUCCUCUUCACUGCCCCUUGCUGCACUGAUGUCCAUUUCUGGGAAGCCAAGGGACAGACACCAUUGUUUCCCCGAAUAUUCGGCCAUGAGGCUGGAGGUAUUGUUGAGAGUGUUGGUGAGGGCGUAACCGAACUUCAGCCAGGAGACCAUGUACUCCCUGUGUUCACUGGCGAGUGCGGAAAGUGCCUGCACUGCAAGUCAGAGGAGAGCAACAUGUGUGAUCUCCUAAGGAUCAACACUGACAGAAGCACCAUGAUCAUUGAUGGGAAGACAAGGUUCUCUAAAAAUGGACAACCCAUUUACCAUUUUCUUGGGACCUCUACCUUCAGUGAGUACACCGUUGUCCAUGCUGGAUGUGUUGCCAAGAUUAACCCUGCUGCCCCCUUAGACAAAGUCUGUAUCCUUAGCUGCGGAAUAUGCACGGGUCUUGGAGCCACUCUGAAUGUUGCAAAACCGAAAAAGGGUUCAUCUGUUGCUAUUUUUGGAUUGGGGGCUGUUGGCCUCGCUGCUGCUGAAGGUGCGAGGAUUUCUGGAGCUGCUAGGAUCAUUGGUGUUGAUCUGAACUCGAGUCGAUCCGAAGAAGCCAAGAAGUUUGGCGUGACUGAGUUUGUAAAUCCAAAAGAUCACGAAAAACCUGUUCAAGAGGUUAUUGCAGAGAUGACUGACGGAGGAGUGGACCGGAGCGUCGAAUGUACAGGAAGCAUCCAAGCUAUGAUCUCUGCAUUUGAAUGUGUUCAUGAUGGUUGGGGUGUCGCCGUGCUAGUCGGUGUUCCAAAUAAAGAUGAUGCAUUCAAAACCCAUCCAAUGAAUUUCUUAAAUGAGAGGACUCUGAAGGGUACCUUCUAUGGCAACUACAAACACCGGACCGAUCUCCCUUCUGUUGUGGAAAAGUACUUGAACAAGGAAUUGGAACUUGAGAAAUUCAUCACUCACUCGGUCUCUUUCUCGGAGAUCAACAAGGCCUUUGACUACAUGCUGAAAGGACAGUCUAUCCGGUGCAUCAUCCGCAUUAUAUAUAUCUGUAUAUCUAUAUAUUUGUAUGUUGUAUUUGUAUAGGUGUUUGUCCCUGUCACGCUGAAAAGAGAAUAAUUUGGAUAUGCUCAUGCAUGUUCUAGUAUUGUGCCGAAAAACUACGUCUAUGAUCACAAUGCGGUUUAAGUGGCUUUUGUUUCUAAUGUUUCUCUUGUACUUUUUGAGUCCCACUUUGCUCAUAAAUAUGUUUGUGUUUUCUUUA